Molecule: messenger RNA, 981 nt
Organism: Clupea harengus (Atlantic herring)
Lineage: Eukaryota; Metazoa; Chordata; Actinopteri; Clupeiformes; Clupeidae
Product: serine protease 27-like
Exons: 7
Source: RefSeq, a predicted model, not a curated record
CUCUGUGUGUGCGUGCAAGGAUCCGUCUCACAGCUGAAUGUGUGUGGGCAAGCCCCCCUCAACACCCGCAUAGUGGGGGGAGAGGACGCCCCUGUGGGGGCGUGGCCAUGGCAGGCCAGCCUUCACAACAUAGGCCGCCACUUCUGCGGCGGGUCCCUCAUCAACAAGGACUGGGUGAUGACUGCAGCGCACUGCUUCCCAAGCACCAGCACCUCCAGGCUGGUCGUCUACCUGGGGAGGCAGAAUCAGGAGGGCAACAACUCCAACGAGAUUUCCAGGACCGUCUCUCAGAUCAUCAGACAUCCCAAGUACAACAGAAGGACCAGUGAUAACGACAUCGCCCUCCUCCGCCUCUCAUCCUCCGUCAACUUCACUAACUUCAUCCGCCCCAUCUGCUUGGCAGCAGCCGACAGCACCUUCAACCGGGGCACCAACAGCUGGGUGACAGGCUGGGGCACCAUCAAUGAGACAGGAGUGUCCCUCCCCUCACCACAGACCCUUCAGGAAGUGGAUGUGCCGGUGACGGGGAACAGGAACUGUUUCUGCCAGUACAACCCGAGAGGCAGGACCAUCACUGACAACAUGAUCUGUGCUGGGAGGGACGAGGGGGGCAAGGACUCCUGCCAGGACGAUUCUGGCGGUCCGAUGGUGAGUAAGCAGGGUUCUGUGUGGGUCCAGGCGGGUGUUGUGAGCUUCGGCAUCGGCUGCGCCCGGGCCCAGGUCCCAGGAGUGUAUGCACGCGUCUCUCAGUACCAGAGCUGGAUCAACACCCAGAUCACCAGCGACCAGCCGGGCUUUGUGACCUUCACCUCCACCGGGACUGAUGCAGACCUGAGUGCCACCUGCACCGGCCUGCCUGCUGUCAUCACCCCCGCCACCACCCCUGCCAACACCACACCGGCAGGAACACACAAGCCCAUUCUCCCGUCUUUUAGCAGCGCGCUAAUUACACUAGAGGGCGGUGAAUGGGGAGAUGUCUGA